UUAUGCCGAAAUGAUUCACGCAUUAAUGAGUUAGAAAAUGCUGCUCCAAAGUGUAAUAUUCUACAUUAUGGUUCUUCUGGACCAACAGAAAAUGAUGGAACCUUACACAGUGUUAGUGAAGAAGAACAAGCUGCUUUUUCUAGCUGGCUUGAAAGGAUGACCAAGAAUGUCAAUGUUAUUUUCCAUUUUCUGAAGAUGGCGAAGAUAUAUAUGCGAAAUGCAAAAAUGGAUUAUUGCUUUGGUGAACUUUUAAUUUUAUUUAAAAUAUUUUGUCAGAAUUAUGUUAAAAUUAUAAACUGCUCAGCUCCUGGUACUAUUGAUAUGAGAGCUGUCAAUAAUUGUUCCAAGUUGACUACAUUUCAAAUAAAUGAAAAUAUCAACUUAGCUCUUAAUAGUGCCCGCGCAAUAGGCUGUAAUGUGAUAUUGCAGGCUAGAUAA
This is a messenger RNA of Protopolystoma xenopodis, 438 nucleotides long. The record is from the annotation of a GenBank genome assembly. NCBI's taxonomy places the organism in Eukaryota, Metazoa, Platyhelminthes, Monogenea, Polystomatidea, Polystomatidae.